AUGGCUAGUAGCAAGAAUAAUAUCAUCAGAGCGACCACAUCACCAAUUGUGGUCGUGGUGGCAAUGACACUACUGACCACACUUUUGAUGAUGGAGGCAGAUGCACAGCCAUACGAUGACUCGGCAAUACCACCUGGCAUGGUUGGGGAUUUGCUGCCAUGGGGGAGAGUACCACCCUCUGGGCCUAGCCAUCCGCCGCCCUUGGUGGCGAUGCCACCACCAUAUUUAACACCACCUGUCGGACCUAGGAAGCCUCCUUCCAUGGUGGCGCUGCCACCUGACGGGGUUGGGGAUUUGCUACCACGAGGAAGAGUACCACCCUCCGGGCCUAGCCAUCCGCCACCCUUGGUGGCAAUGCCACCACAAUGGAGGAUACCACCCUAUGGGCCUAGCAAAUCACCGCCUUCUGGGCAUAGAAAGUCACCACCCUCUGGGCAUAGAAGGUCACCGUCCACACCACCAUGGAGGAGACUACCACCCUCUGGACCAAGCAAGCCACCGUCCAUGGAGGAAAUGAUCGACCAUAGUAAUCAUGUGCUCGGUGUGAAUGAAAAGUUUGUUGGUAAUGGAGGGAUGAAUACACAAGGAUGA
Messenger RNA from Miscanthus lutarioriparius, 591 nucleotides. NCBI's taxonomy places the organism in Eukaryota, Viridiplantae, Streptophyta, Magnoliopsida, Poales, Poaceae. The record is from the annotation of a GenBank genome assembly.